Molecule: messenger RNA, 360 nt
Organism: Gloeophyllum trabeum ATCC 11539
Lineage: Eukaryota; Fungi; Basidiomycota; Agaricomycetes; Gloeophyllales; Gloeophyllaceae
Exons: 1
Source: RefSeq, a predicted model, not a curated record
CUCAAUUAUCUUGUGGAAAUCGACGAGCAAGGCAAGUUGCGCUGGGCACGGAACCACGAACUCGUGGACACAACCGCAGGGCGCUGGAAAGACGCAGGCGGCGGGGCGGGGAUCGUGCCUGCCGACCCCGCCGACUCCCCCGAGGAUCAGUUCAAGCCGCAGAGGCGGGAGAGCUUCGCCUCUGCUGCGUCCUCCAGCUCGUCGUCCGUGUCCUCGGACUCGAUGCACUACAACGGCCCGCCGAAGGGGAAGAAUCCCGUCAGCAGGGCCGUGCAGAGGAAUCUGACGAUCAAGGGGAUGACCGAUAGGGUAUUGAAGAAGACUCUCAAGAAGAAUACUUGGAUAUAUGUUGCGGUAAGG